GCCGUGCUGCUCGCCAGAGGGCUGGUGGCACCUGGGGCUGGCACUAUGGUGGCAGCCCCUCGGUGACAAACGUGCCGCCGGUGGCGGAGCCUCGGGGGUGGCACAUUGGUGGCACCCCCUUGGUGACAAAGCUGCCGCCGGUGGCAGAGCCUCGGGAGUGGCACAUUGGUGGCACCCCCUUGGUGACAAAGCUGCCGCCGGUGGCAGAGCCUCGGGAGUGGCACAUUGGUGGCAACCCCUCGGUGACAGAGCUGCCGCCAUCCCCGAUGACAGCACGUCGGGGGUGGCCCGUUGGUGACACGCCCUGGUGACAGCUCCGUCCCCGGUGCCAGCGCUCCGUGGCCAUGCUGCGGUGCCACGUAGUCGCCGUCCACAUUCCCGGGGCCACCGGCUUCGGUCCCGGUGUCCUGCUGUCCGUCUGCUUCCGAGGCGUCCCCAGGAGAACCCAGGUGGUGCCCGAGGAGCGCAGCCUCACCUGGAAUGAGGAGCUGGUGUGGCCACUGGACACGUGUCCCCUGAGUGCCACGGACACGCUGGGCCUGCGUCUGCGGCGCGGGGACUGCCCGCUGCCCCAGGGGGACCUGGGUGCCACCACGGUGUCCUUGGACGAGUUGGUGGCCAACCCCAGCCUGCCGAUGGCCGUCCGGGACAUCCCCCUGCUGGACCACCGGGAACGGCCCACGGGGUGCACCGUCACCCUCCGCUGCUACCACGACCCGCACGGCGCGGCCGGGGACGUCCCUGUCCCCCCCGCGCACGGCCAGGUGGCCCUGGAGCCACCGGCGGUGGCACCCGCGGAGAGGAAAGAGGAUUUCCAGGUCCGGGUGAGGGUCAUCAAGGGCCACCAGCUGCGGGGCAAUGACAUCAAACCCGUGGUGAGGGUGCAGAUCGGGACGCAGAACUUCCGCAGCCGCAGCCGCAGCGGGAACAACCCCUACUUCAACGAGGUGUUUUGCCAGAAUUUCCACCUGACGCCGGAGCAGCUGGUGGCACAGCCCAUCCAGAUCCAGGUGCUCCGUUCACCAAACAUCUGCACCAAAGCCGUCAUUGGCAUCUUCGAGCUCGAUGUCGGCACCGUCUACUCUGCCCCAGGGCGCAGCCUGAGCGGGAAGUGGCUGAGCCUGCAGCACCCGCGGCACCGCGACGGCCGCUCGCAGGGCUUGCUGCAGGUCAGCCUCGCGGUGCGCCGCGCCGGCGAGCGCGCCCAGGAGCAGGAGAUGCCGGCGGGGGACGAGGACGUGGAGGCCAACCUGCUGCGGCCACCACCCUGCGCCACCACGCUGCAGAUCCGCGUGUUCCGCGCCGAGGACCUGCCGCGGGCGGAGCCGGCGCGGCCGUGCCUGGGCGGCACCGCGGGCUCGCUGAAGGUGUCGGUGCGGGUCGGCUUUGCGGGCAGGACGCUCUGCACCCGCGGGGUGCCCGCCGACGCCAGCCCCGAGUGGAACGAGGUUUUGUUCUUCCCCCUGCGGCUGCCCCCCAUCUGUGACGAGAUCCUGCUGGAAAUCCUGCGUGGGCCGUGCCGGAGCAAAGCUGUGGGCAGGGCCACCCUGAGCCUGUCCCAAAUCUCCCGCGACCCCGAGGAGCUCGAGGAGGGGACCCCCGGGUUCUUGCCCUCCUUCGGGCCCAGCUUCCUGCCCUUCUACGGCCCCCGGCCGGACGCUGCCAGGGACUCGGGGCUGGUUUAUCGGGGCCGGCUGCUGCUGGAGCUCUACACCCACACGGGGACCCCGCCCGGGCGCCAACGCGACACCGUCGCCCCCGUGGACGCCGAGCGGGCGCAGAGCCGCCUGCCCCGCUGCCAGCUGGGGCUCUGUGGGGUUUUCUACUCGGCCACCAUGGUGCCAGGCGGCCCCGAGGGGCUGAGCCUCGAGCUGGGCAUCGGCGGCGCCGCGGCCGCCACCGCGCCGGCAGCGCCCGCGUUCGAUGGGAACCUCUACCACCACCUGCCAUGGUUCGGGGACAAACCGGUGGCCGCUGUCACCUCGCAGUGGGAGGACGCCGGGCACCGCUGGGACAGCCUGAACCUCCUGCGAGCCCUGUGCCAGCACCUGGAGGGGAACCUGGCCGAGCUGCGGGGACACCGCGGGGACACCGCGAGGGACAUCAGGACGAAGCUGCUGCGGGAGCUGGAGCAGGACUGCGAGGCCGCCCUGCACUGCCUGGAGGAGCAGCCCACUCUGACCGCCCUGGACCAGCAGCUCCGCAGCUGCCGGCGCCUCCUCCUGCGGCGGCUGCGGCGCGAGGCCGGGGCCGGUGGCCAGCACGGGGACACCCUGGGGACAGCGGCCCAGGGGUGGCUGCGGCGCGCGGCCGCGCUGGCCGUGGAGCCCCAGGCCGGUGUCCCCGACGUGCAGCUGUGGCUGCUGCGGGGCCAGCUCCGGGUGGCCUCGGCCCGUGUCGCCGCCACCGAUGUCCUGCACUCCCCGCGCGGCCCCGGCGCCUGCGGCCGUUUCUGCGGGAGGAUCCUCACCCUGUUCCUGGGCUGCGGGGACAGCCAGGCGCAGGUGCGGGUCCGGCUGUGGCUGGGGCGAGUGGCCGAGAGCGGGGAGCUGGCCCGGCUGCUCGAGGGGAGCCUGCGCUUCUACAGCGAGACGUACGAGAACCAGACACGGCUGCUGGGGAAAUGGGGGCCCCGGAGGCUUUUGGGGCGCGCCGCGUUCUCCGACAGCUCCGGCCGGGCCGCGCCCCCCCCGGAUGAGCUGCGGCCCCCCAAGGGCUGGCGCUGGGACGGCCCCUGGAGCGUGGAGCGGCCGCAGCGGGUGCCAGCACGGGCGGAGGGCGCGGGCAGCGCGGUGCUGCAGGAGCUCUACGAGAACCAGAGGCGCGACUCCAGCGGGGGCUGGACCAGCACGACCAGCACGGACGCCAAGGGAGUGGCGGUGCCACCGAAGGAGGAGGUGGCGUGUCCCCAGGGCUGGCGCGUCACCAGUGACUGGCACGUGGACAUGGAGGGGGCCGAGGAUGAGGACGGUUGGCAGUACGGGGUGGGCACGGAGGAUGGCAGCCCCCCGGCAGCGUGGCACGGCAAGGGACAGCAGUGCCACACCCUCCGGCGGCGGCGCUGGGUCCGGGUCUGCCACAGGGACAGCGACAGCUGGGCACAGGAGCAGGACACGGACACCCGCAGCACCCUGGACCCCGAGGAGCUGUGGGAGGACGAGGCCUGGCAGCCCGAGUGCUUCUGGGGCUGCACCUUCCAGCCCAAGGUCCCGGCCGGUCCCUGGUGCCGCCGGCGGCGCUGGCAGCGCAGCCUGGUGCCCGCCGAGCCCGUGGCCGUGGCACCGCUCUUCCUGCUCCAGGGAGUCCCGGACGCUGAGGAGCCAGCCCAGGACAAUCCAUCUGUGGCCCCGCAGCUGCCGGGGGGCUCCUCCCUGACACCCCUUCAGCAGCCGCCCCCCUUCAUCCUCUGCACCUUCCAACGGCCCGGCCGCUUCCAGCUCCGCUGUUACAUCUUCCAGGCGCUGGAUCUGGCGCCUGGCAGCGCCAGGACCUCCAUAGAUGCCACCGCGCACGUGUCGUUCGUGUCGCUGAGCCAGCGCACGCGGGCGGUGCGCGGGGCGCUGGACCCGCGCUGGGAGCAGACGCUGCUGUUCCCCCGGGUGCCGCUGUUCGGGGACCCCCGAGGCGUCCGGGAGGACCCCCCCGCUGUGGUGGUGGAGGUGUGCGACCAGCGGGGACAGGGCGCCGCGGUGUUCCUGGGCCGGUGCGUGUGCUCCCCGCGGGUCUGGCUGGACGCGGCGCUCCGGGAGCCGCCCCGGCUCCAGCCCCACCCGCUGCGGGGGCCGCGGGGCCCGGCCGGAGAGCUGCUGGCGGCCUUCGAGCUCCUGCAGGAGCCCGAGGACGGGUCUCCGGCUCCGCUCAGCCCCCCGCCCCUGAGGAAGGACGGGUUCGGCAUCCCCCCGGAGCUGCGGCCGCGCCUGCAGAGGGUGGCACUGGAGGUGCUGGCCUGGGGGCUGCGGGGGCUGCGCGGGGCCGUGCGGGAGCCGCGGCUGGAGCUGCAGUGGGGGGAGCAGAGCCUGUGGACCCCCCCGAUCCAGGACAUGGCCACCGACCCCAACUUUCCCAGCAACGUCUUCGUGCUCACCCUGGCGCUGCCCGAGGAGGAGCGGUUCGUGCCGCCCAUCCGCCUGCGGCUCUGGGACCGCGCGGACACCAAGCGGCGGCUGCUGCUGGGCCAGGCCAGCGUCGGGGACCUGGGGCGGUACCGCUGCCACCCGCCCCGCCAGGAGCAGCUCCUGGGCUCCGGCAGGUCCGGCAGCGGCUCUCACACGGUUGUGUCAAUGCCAGACGAGCUCCUUUCCGUGCCCGUCUCCUCCAGCCCCUGCAGGCGCUGGUGUUCCUUGUUCCUGGCCACAGCCCCGGCCAGGAUGGCUCAGGACCUGCUCGGCUACCUCAGGAACAAACGGGCUGAGGACGAGGACGAGGAAGACGAGGAGGAGGAGGAGGAGGAGGAGGAGGAGAGGGACUGGUGGAGCAAAUUCUACGCCUCCAUGGAGGACAAGGACCCCAAAUCUCCGAGGGGAACCAACGGGGACAGACUGAAGAUCUACGGCUGCGAGCUGGAGGCGGUGCCCGAGUUCGAGGGGCUGCAGGAUUUCUGCCAGACCUUCCCCCUCUCCAAACCGGGCCGUGCCCCCGUGCCAGGCCAGCACCCCGAGCCCGUGGGCAGCUUCAAGGGGCUUUUCCGCAUCUACCCCGUGCCCGAGGAGGCCGGAGCGGCCCCCGCGCCGCGCUGCUUCCAGCGGCUGCCGCCCCGCCAGCCGCAGCCGUGCCUAGUGCGCGUCUACGUCGUGCGAGCCUUCGACCUGUCCCCCCGCGAUGUCACCGGGCUGAGCGAUCCCUACGUGCGGGUGGCGCUGGGCAAGAAGACGCUGGGACGGCGGGACCAGUACGUGCCCAACACCUUGGAGCCCGUCUUUGGCAGGAUGUUCGAGCUGACGGCCACCAUCCCCCUGGAGAAGGACCUGCGGGUGACAAUCAUGGACCACGACAAGGUGCCACCGGACCAGGAGAUCGGCAGCACCACCAUCGACCUGGAGGACCGGCUGCUGUCCCACCGCCGUGCCCACUGCGGGCUGCCCACCCUGUACCACGCGUGCGUGCCCCCGGCGCGGGCCCCUCGUGCUGGCGGGACCAGCUGUGCCCCAGCCGGGCCCUGGAGCUCCUGGCGGGCGCCCGGGGGCUGCCCGGGCCCCGCUUCAGCCGCGGGGGGCACCGCCCUGAGCCUGAGCGGGCAGCGCUUCGAGCUGCGCCACUUCGAGCGAGGCCACCCCCCGCCGCGACACCCCGGGGCCCCCCGGGAGCGCCUGGCCCUGCACGUGCUGAACCUGUGCGAGCUCGUCCCGGAGCACCUGGAGACCCGCGGGCUGCAGAGCCGUGCCCGGCCCGGGCUGGAGCAGGGCAAGGUGCAGAUGUGGGUGGACAUUUUCCCCACCAGCCUCGGCCCCCCCGGGCCCCCCGUGAACAUCGACCCCCGCAAGGCCGAGGGGUACGAGCUGCGCUGCGUGGUGUGGAACGUGCGGGACACGGACCUUGGGGACAUCAACCUGCUGGGCCAGCGCAUGAGUGACAUCUACGUCACCGGGUGGCUGGACGGGCUCCCCGAGCAGAGGCAGCACACCGACAUCCACUAUCGCUCCCUGGACGGCAACGGCGCCUUCAACUGGCGCUUCGUGUUCCCCUUCGAGUUCCUGGCAGCAGAGAAGCUCUGCGCCAUCCGCCGCAAGGAGCACGUGUGGAGCCUGGAUGAGACACUGCUGAAGGUGCCGCCCAAACUCAUCCUGCAGGUGUGGGACAAUGACAAGUUCAAGGCGGACGAUCUGCUGGGGAUCCUGGAGCUGGAGCUGACGCGGCUGCCCCGCCCGGCCAGCAGCGCCCGCCUGUGCCGGGCCUCGCCGCAGGACCUGUCCCGGCUCUCCCGGGCCUGGCUCUCCCUGGCCCAGCUCUCCCGGCGCUGGUGCCGCGCCCCGGCGCUGCAGCGCUCGCCCCUGAACCUGUUCCGCAGGAGGAGGGCGCGGGGCUGGUGGCCCUGCACCAUGCAGGACGAGGGCGGCCAGCGGCUCUCGGGGAAGCUGGAGCUCAGCCUGGAGCUGCUGACGGCGCGCGAGGCCGAGCAGCGCCCGGUGGGGAAGGCUCGGGAGGAGCCCAACAAGCACCCGACGCUGCCCGAGCCCAGGCGCCCCAAGUCCUCGUUCCUGUGGCUGCGCUCGCCGCUGAGCCUCGUCCGCCAUGGCGUCCGCUGGCGCUACCUGCUGUGGGUUGGCGUGGGGCUGGCAGUGUUCCUGCUGCUCGUGCUGCUCCGUUCCUUCUUCCCGGGCUCCCUGGCGGUGACGGUGGCCGAACCCCGCCAGCGGCCGGACACGAAGCGUCCCCCGGGCGGGACGGGGACGGAACGCUGAGGAGCCGCUGAGCUCCCCGAUUUCCCGGCUCUGAACAUCCCCCCUUCCCUUUCUGGAUGUCCUCGGUGGCUUCUCCAGCCCGCAGGGGGUUGCUCCGCUCCGGAGCCGCUGUGCCGGCAGGAACGUGUUCUCUCCUCAACAAAAGCCAUGUCCGAGCAGCACCGGAGCAUCGUCCCCGUUUCUGGCAGCGCGGGAGGGACACAGACACCCUAACCCCCCAGCCCCGAUCCCAAUCAGCCCUACUUUAGCUCCAGCUCCCAAAUUCGGCCCCAAUUCCUGCUCUAAACCCCAGACCGUCAUCAGCUGCCGCCCCAGCGCCAGCCCUGGUGCCACUGCCUCCCCCAGCCCCACACCGAGACCCCCUCGGACCCAAUCCCACCCAAACUCACCCCAAAUCCUGGCGUGGCCGCUGC
Molecule: messenger RNA, 6811 nt
Organism: Vidua macroura (Pin-tailed whydah)
Lineage: Eukaryota; Metazoa; Chordata; Aves; Passeriformes; Viduidae
Gene: FER1L5
Product: fer-1 like family member 5
Exons: 52
Coding region: 345-6398 (2017 amino acids)
Biological process (GO): vesicle fusion; macrophage activation involved in immune response; plasma membrane repair
Cellular component (GO): membrane; cytoplasmic vesicle; T-tubule
Molecular function (GO): calcium ion binding; calcium-dependent phospholipid binding
Source: RefSeq, a predicted model, not a curated record